GCUAGCUCGUGUAUAAAAAGGUAGCUUUAAUGUAUAUUGAAGCACAAUAACGAACGAGUUCAAAUGAAGAGUAGUUAUUAGUUGAGUGACGAACGAACACAUACGAAAUUUGUUCUCUAAAAUGAGGAUAACAAUUUUACUUCUACUUAUUGGCGUCUGCCUUGUAAGCGCAAAGUACUUGCCUUACGACACAAGUGAGUACAGUGUAUUAGUGAGGAGUAAAAGGUCAGACUCUGAUGAAUCUGUUCAGUCUAUCGAGCGUGAUGAUUCAAGUGAUAAUGAAGAUGCCGAAGAGGAUUCGAGUGAAAGUACAAGUGAAAAUAAACGCCAGGAAGUAGCAGAAAAACAACGUAAAAAUCUAUUAGAGCGAGAGGAAAAGAUAAAACGUAAGGAAGAAGAAAGACAAAAAAAAUUAGAAGAAAAACAGGCAAAACAACAACGCAAAGAAGAAGAAAGGCAUGAAAAAGAGGAACGUAAGCGACUAGAAAGAAUUGAGAAAGAAAAACGCAAGGAAGAAGAGAAAUUGGAAAAAGAAGAAAGAAAAAAACAAGAAAAACAACGUAAACAGCUAGAAAAAUUACAAAAAGAUGCGUUAGAAGAGGAAACCGAAGAUGAUGAUUUCUUAAGCACCGAAGAAGAAAAUUCAGUGGAAUUAAGUGAUAUUUGGAGAAAUCACAUCUAUGUUAAAUAUGGAUUGACUCUUACGAGUACAAAAAUAGAGAAACAGGCAGCUAUUAAUAAAUAUUUCCAAGAAGAACUGGGUCUUAGUGCGAAUAGCACAGAAAGUGAUCGAAGACAAGCAAUAGUGAAGUUAAUAGAAACGACACUACAAAAUAAUACCACUUCCCUGGAUGCGUUAAAAACUCAACUAUUAAGUCAAAUGAAUGCCAUAAGCUUAUACAAGUGGCAAACAAAAUUAGACAAAGGUGUUGAAAAGUUAAAUAAUAAGUCUGAAAUACUUAAUAAUGUGACGCUACCAUGGGCGACUGUUAUGCAACAAAACCUAGAAGAAAAAAGAUUAUUUCUUCAAACUAUUAGUCAAUUUUUAUCAAAUCUAUUUCCAAACCUGGUCGCUGGAGGACAGAAUCAAUCUCAAUCUGGAAACAGUAGUGGUAUUUCAAAUAUUGAUGUAAAUAAUACAAACAUAGUUGAUUCUGUAACUGGCGUACCAAGUUUAAAUAUAGAAAACAUAGAAAAUAGCAAUGCAUCAUCAUCUACAAACGUGGUACUUAACCCAGCAGAAAAUAAUGAUUCAUCGGUUUCUAGCAAUAAUGAAAUUAACCCUACAAGUGUAAAUGAGAGUAAUUCAGUGAUUUCUGGAAACACUGAUACUAUAAACAAUUCAAAUAUUGAUACUACUAUUGUUUCCUCUUCAAAUGGUGACUCUAUCCAUUCCAGUAGUAAUAGUAGUUCUACAAACAACAACGCUAAUAUUGAGAAUAACAAUACUUCAACUUCAAGUAUUGACGUUGUAACAACUGGAGUUGAUGGUGAAACUAUAAAUAGUAACGCUAAUGUUAAUUCUGAAAAUGUUUCAGUCACAAAUACUGUAUCAAGUGCUAACGGAAUCAGUGAGAGUUCUACAAACAACAACGCUAAUAUUGAGAAUAACAAUACUUCAACUUCAAGUAUUGACGUUGUAACAACUGGAGUUAAUGGUGAAACUAUAAAUAGUAACGCUAAUGUUAAUUCUGAAAAUGUUUCAGUCACAAAUACUGUAUCAAGUGCUAACGGAAUCAGUGAGAGUUCUACAAACAACAACGCUAAUAUUGAGAAUAACAAUACUUCAACUUCAAGUAUUGACGUUGUAACAACUGGAGUUAAUGGUGAAAUUAUAAAUAGUAACGCUAAUGUUAAUUCUGAAAAUGUUUCAGUCACAAAUACUGUAUCGAGUGCUAGCGGUAUGAGUGAGAGUUCUACAAACAACAACGCUAAUAUUGAGAAUAACAAUACUUCAACUUCAAGUAUUGACGUUGUAACAACUGGAGUUAAUGGUGAAAUUAUAAAUAGUAACGCUAAUGUUAAUUCUGAAAAUGUUUCAGUCACAAAUACUGUAUCGAGUGCUAACGGAAUCAGUGAGAGUUCUACAAACAACAACGCUAAUAUUGAGAAUAACAAUACUUCAACUUCAAGUAUUGACGUUGUAACAACUGGAGUUAAUGUUGAAACUAUAAAUAGUAACGCUAAUGUUAAUUCUGAAAAUGUUUCAGUCACAAAUACUGUAUCGAGUGCUAACGGAAUCAGUGAGAGUUCUACAAACAACAACGCUAAUAUUGAGAAUAACAAUACUUCAACUUCAAGUAUUGACGUUGGAACAACUGGAGUUAAUGGUGAAACUAUAAAUAGUAACGCUAAUGUUAAUUCUGAAAAUGUUUCAGUCACAAAUACUGUAUCGAGUGCUAACGGAAUCAGUGAGAGUUCUACAAACAACAACGCUAAUAUUGAGAAUAACAAUACUUCAACUUCAAGUAUUGACGUUGUAACAACUGGAGUUAAUGGUGAAAUUAUAAAUAGUAACGCUAAUGUUAAUUCUGAAAAUGUUUCAGUCACAAAUACUGUAUCGAGUGCUAACGGUAUCAGUGAGAGUUCUACAAACAACAACGCUAAUAUUGAGAAUAACAAUACUUCAACUUCAAGUAUUGACGUUGUAACAACUGGAGUUAAUGGUGAAAUUAUAAAUAGUAACGCUAAUGUUAAUUCUGAAAAUGUUCCAGUCACAAAUACUGUAUCGAGUGCUAACGGAAUCAGUGAGAGUUCUACAAACAACAACGCUAAUAUUGAGAAUAACAAUACUUCAUCCUCAAAUAUUGAUUCUGUUUCUAACGUAGAUAGUAUUGCUGCAAUAAAUAAUGACAAUGUUAAUUUUAAUGCUUCCGAAAAUAUUGUUACAAGCAGUAAUGCUAAUGAUGUAUCUGCAAGCUCUUCAUCGUCAAGUGUUGACGCUAUUGCUUCAGACACAACUACAAUCCAGAGUUAUGUUAUUAAUGAUGGAAAACUGAGUACUUCUAAUAUUAACAUUUCUGAAGGAAGUGUUACCCUAAAUGUUGAAAGUAAUACCAACGCUGAAAAUAAUGAUACCAUUAUUAAACCUAUAAAUACUUCAGUCACCAAUCCUAGCGCAGUUGGUACCGAAGCAAAUGGUGGAAGUAUUAACAAUAAUAAUAACAUUGAACCUGAAAAUUCUCCAGUCUCGGGAAAUGAUUCUGUUUCUCCGGGAGACAGUAAUGUUAUCAUAAAUAGCAAUGCUAAUGUUGAAUCUGCUAAUACUACAGAUUCAAGCAUCAACAACAACGAUGUUGGGACUAAUAUUGCUCCGUCAUCAAAUACAAGCUCUAAUUCUCCGGUUGUAUAUAAUAACACCGAUGUUGGAUCAUCAAACGCUUUAUCCACAAAUAUUCCUUCUGAAGGAAGUACAGUUGUUUUAAAUAACACAGAUUUUGUUGAGACUACUAAUGUCUCAUCAUCAAACACGGACUCUGUUUCUCUUGGAACUGACGGUACUGCUACAAAUGCACAACAGAUAUCUGGUCAAAGUAACAAUGCUAUAAACAACAACGUCGACAUGGGUUCUGUUAAUGACCCGUCUGUUAAUUCAGGUGUAACUAAUGCACCAAAUGAUACAGGUAUUACAUCAUCCGUGAGCAGUGAUCCAGCUACCACCUUUAACGCAGCAUCUACAAGUGAGACUGAAAUAUCAGCAAUUACUGAUAAAGCCAUAUUGGAAGAAAAUAAUAACCUAUUAACAACAAACGUAGAAUCUAUUAGCAGUGUGACGGACAAAGUAUCCAUACCUACAGAAGCUUCUGUAACCGUAGGUACUAAUCUAGAAAUUUCUGAUACCGCAACUAAUGCUAUAAAUGGGGCUUCUUUAACGAAUAAUGCCAAUAUAAAUACAGAAGUAGAUUCUUCUAAUACAUCUUCUACAAAUUUGGAUUAUUUAAGCAAUACGACGACAUCAGAUGCUUCAAAUUCAGACCCUAGUGUUAGUACAGGUUCUCUAACACCACAAGUAACAACUGAACCUCUAAUUACUGUGAAUGAAGCUGUGAGUAACGUUAAUACAGCUUCUGAUAUUGCUAUCACAGAAACACCUACCGAAGUGUCAGCUAGUACAGUCGUUUUUGUUGAAUCAUCAACAUCUCCACAAAACAAUGAAAUUACAAUACCGGCGGAACCUGGAGCGACAAUUGUUGAUAUAUCUCAACAAUAAGAAAUUGAAUGUUUAAUUUAAUGUAUAUUUCUUUAUUUUCAUAUAUAUACAUAUAUAUUAUAUUUCGACCUGUGACUGUAAAAAUAAAAUAAAUUUGCAUUUUGGACUU
Vanessa tameamea is the source of this 4319-nucleotide messenger RNA. RefSeq lists its product as uncharacterized. The coding region runs from base 122 to 4210 and encodes 1362 amino acids. NCBI's taxonomy places the organism in Eukaryota, Metazoa, Arthropoda, Insecta, Lepidoptera, Nymphalidae. The record is from RefSeq and is a predicted model, not a curated record. The transcript is spliced from 3 exons.